Messenger RNA from Betta splendens (Siamese fighting fish), 2445 nucleotides. Its product is annotated as cytochrome P450. Gene Ontology annotation, biological process: C21-steroid hormone biosynthetic process; cellular response to peptide hormone stimulus; cholesterol metabolic process. Gene Ontology annotation, molecular function: monooxygenase activity; iron ion binding; oxidoreductase activity, acting on paired donors, with incorporation or reduction of molecular oxygen. The record is from RefSeq and is a predicted model, not a curated record. The transcript is spliced from 8 exons. The coding region runs from base 226 to 1779 and encodes 517 amino acids. Lineage: Eukaryota; Metazoa; Chordata; Actinopteri; Anabantiformes; Osphronemidae. Gene Ontology annotation, cellular component: mitochondrial inner membrane.
CGCGUUUACGCACAAAGGGGAGAUGACGCACGAAUAAACUUAGAAUAAUUAAGUAUUAAUGUGUUCCCAAACCCAGUUGCUCGCUGUUUACGACCGGGGCUCAGAGGGUGCGUCGGCUGCGCCCGGCGCAAACACGCAGACGCUCGAGUCUCCGCCCCGCAGAGACGCGCAGUGUCCGGUUCGUCCGCAGACCAGCUGGCGCACAGAGCGCAGGAGCCCGCAAACAUGCUGAGAAAGUCCCUGUCGAGCCGCCAGCUGCGCGGAGGGGUCCGCGGGCUGGCGGCGGGCCUCGCGGGGAGCCGUGGAGACGCGUCCACCUCCACCUCCAGCUCCACCGUGGUGGGAGCCGAGAACCAGCUGAAAACCAUGGACGACCUCGGCGGACCCAGCUUCAUGGCGACCCUAUACUGGCUCUUCAUAAAGGGACACUUCAAAACGGCGCAUCAGAUGCAAAUUGAGCACAUGAAGAUCUACGGGCCUCUGUGGAAGUCUAAGUACGGCCCCCUGGUGGUGGUGAACGUGGCCAGCGCUGACAUGAUCGAGCAGGUUCUGAGGCAGGAGGGCAGACACCCGGUCCGGUCGGACAUGACCCACUGGAGGACCUACAGGGAGCUCAGGAACCAGGCCCACGGGCCGCUGACGGAGGUGGGAGCCGAGUGGCAGCGCAUCCGCAGCAUCCUGAACCCGCGGAUGCUGAAGCCCAAACACGUGUCCUCCUACGCGCCCGCCAUCAACGAGGUGGUGACGGACUUCAUCCGGCGCGUGGCCUGGCUGAAGGAGAGCGGCGGACGGGGCGUGAUGGUGCACGACCUGGCCGGAGAACUCUACAAGUUUGCUUUUGAAGGGAUCUGCUCGGUGGUGUUUGAGGCGCGCAUGGGCUGCUUGGAGGCGGAGGUGCCAGAGGAGACGCAGAAGUUCAUCUUCUCCGUGGGGGAAAUGUUCCGGCUGUCCCCCGUCCUCGUGCUCUUCCCCCGGUCCGUGUGGCCCUACAUUCCCUUCUGGAAACACUUCGUGGCCGCCUGGGACCACCUCUUCAAAGUCGCGGACGCGCUGGUGCACAGGAAGAUGGCGGAGCUGCAGAGCAAGGCGCAGCCGGAGCAGGAGGUGGAGGGCGCGUACCUGACGCACCUGCUGCUCAGCGAGCGCAUGACGGUCGCCGAGGUCCUGGGCAGCAUCACCGAGCUGCUGCUGGCCGGAGUGGACACGACCUCCAACACCAUCUCGUGGGCCCUGUACCAGCUGGCCCGGGAGCCGGCGAUGCAGGAGCAGCUGCACCGGGAGGUGACCCGGGUCUGCCCCGGGGACAGGGUGCCGAGCGGCGACGACGUGGCCCAGAUGCCGUAUCUGAAGGCCGUCAUCAGAGAGACGCUGCGCAUGUACCCCGUGGUGCCAGGAAACGCCCGCGUCACCGUCGACAGCGAGAUCGUGGUGGGAAACCACCUCUUCCCCAAGAAGACGCUGUUCCACCUGUGCCACUACGCCGUGUCCUUCGACGAGGACGUCUUCCCGGACCCCCACGCCUUCCUGCCGCAGCGCUGGCUCCGGGGCCCGGAGGAGACGUCCAAGCACCCGUUCGGGUCGGUGCCGUUCGGCUUCGGGAUCCGGGCGUGUCUGGGCCGAAGGGUGGCUGAGCUGGAGAUGUAUCUGCUGCUGUCCAGGCUGAUAAAACACUACGAGGUGCGGCCGGACCCGGCUGGAACCCCGGUGAAGCCGAUCACCAGAACCCUGCUCUGCCCCGAGACCCAGAUGCAGCUGCAGUUCCUGGACAGGAGCGCGUAGCGGUCGCCGGGCGCCGCGGCAGGAAUGCGAGCGCCUGUCGGUAUGCGCCGCGCGUCGCCGGCCUGCGGCACCGGGGGCACAGGCCCGGUUCACUAACUGCAGAACCAGGCCGGGCCGUGGGUCGGACUGUGAAGAGGGAACCGCAGGAUUUAGACAUUUAAGUCCCUGUGAAUGCGAAUGAAUCUGUGCCAAGAGUGUUUUUAACGAGUUUCUCACCAAUGACAUGAUGAUGUAAAGUGUAAAUAGAUCUGUUAAUCAUAAAUAUGACCAUUAAUAACACGUUUUAAAUGAAAUGAUUUGGAUUCUGUAUUCUUUCAGUUUGUCACGCUGCUCUUUUGAUGCUUUGUUUGUAGCCUUUGUCUUCUGACAGUCUUCUGUGUGUUUGACCUGCUGGACUCCUUCCAUCAGCUCAAUCAACAUUAGUUCCUGUGAAUCUGUUCUUGCUUGUAAUUAAAAACGUUUAUUAAUGUACUUUGAAAAUGAAAACAGUCGGCAACAGGUUGGAACUGUGGCUCUAAACACUUCUAGGUUCUGUUUCCCAAGCAGCGGUGGACCUUUUCCUCAUAAUGUAACAUAUCCACCCACUGUAUGUAAGUGUGAUAUAAAGCUGUGUCUCAAUUCAUGUGUGUGAUGUACAUCGAGCAGCAAUAAAAAGAGUUCAUUUUA